AUGGCUUUUCCUGGUAGACGACCAUAUGUUAGACGACCUAUACCAAUACGACGACCUCCUCUGAGACCAAU
Molecule: messenger RNA, 71 nt
Organism: Rotaria sordida
Lineage: Eukaryota; Metazoa; Rotifera; Eurotatoria; Philodinida; Philodinidae
Source: the annotation of a GenBank genome assembly